Molecule: messenger RNA, 2442 nt
Organism: Amorphotheca resinae ATCC 22711
Lineage: Eukaryota; Fungi; Ascomycota; Leotiomycetes; Helotiales; Amorphothecaceae
Exons: 2
Coding region: 1-2442 (813 amino acids)
Source: RefSeq, a predicted model, not a curated record
AUGCAUGAUGCAGCGACUCAGCGGGACCUCGCUAGGGGCAAUGCGCCUGAAUCGACAUCGCUGAGCCAAAGGAGGAGGAGCAGAAGCAGAAGCAGGAGCAGGAGCAGGAGAGACCCUCAAGGAAACCGCAAGCCGGUCAGAGACCCGAAGAAAUUAGAAAAGCGACGCACAUAUAGCUUCUCCUCCGGUCAGAAUGAUAGUAUCGUGGUCGCUCGCGACACCAAUCGGCCUCCUGUGCCACCGAUACCCGCAAAUAUCAAAGGGAAGGGGAGAGCAGACAUGCAGAGGCCAGAAGGCUAUCCUGCUGGCCAGACACCAUUGCAAUCAAGUGCUCAACAUCCAGAGAGUACGCAGGAUUGGCAGCGCGUGCCAACACUACACAAAAGGAGCGGCCAGGAAAUGUCGCGGCGGAAAUCGAGUAAGAAACGAAAGGAGGAACACGAUAGAGAAGCAGAGAUCAAAGCCAUGGUCGCCAGCGUGCCUGUACGGCCUGCAACUGAUGCCGAUUUGUCUGGCAGGCCGAUGAAGAAGGAAAGCAAAAAGAUGCAUGAAGGGCUGAAUCGCAAUCUGCAAAACCCGUCUUCUGACAUCUCCCUACCCAUGGCGGACUCAAUCCACUCGUCGCUGUCCACGGACUCUGGACAGUCAACAACCUUCAAAGUGUCCGUGCUCGAUAUGCUCGCCCCUCGACCUACCAUUCGAUACGCCGAAAAUCCUCGAUACGGGCCAGGCGCCAGCUUUACUUCUGACCGGCCCGAGUCGCGGAAACGGAAGGCUUCGGAGCGAAUCACAAUUCCGGAGGAAACAUUGAAGGCCAAUAAGAGGGUCGAUGAUCUUGCAGAUGACCUGAGUUCCGGAGAAUUACGAGAACUCAUGGAGCGGGAUCAGAAGAGGAGGGAAAAUAAGAAGAUUGCAGAGAAGAUCAGGAUGGAGCAGAAGAUUGCGAGGCGUCAAGCGCAGCAGAGAGAAGAUGAGGCUACUGCGGAACGGACUGGCACGCCGCCACCAGCGAAUAUGGAGCGAGGCGUUCUUGGAAGAGAGGUUGUGGGCCUGGGCAUCGAAUCGUCUGCCGUAGUCACUUCAAGUGAGAGGAAGAGCUCGACCGCAUCUGAGAGUGGGAAUGGAAAGCAACCAGCGGAGGCGUCUAGAGCAGAUUCUGCCAGCAAGGCUCAUUUCCCGAAUGAUACUUCCAGACACAGUCCCAACCCGGGUACCAAAAACACGGCAUCUGGGCCUGAGCACCCAGAACCUGUCAUUGAAGUCACUCACGCUGCACCGGUGGUCAGAGGGAACAUCUCGCCCCCCUCAUCACCAACAGUAAGAGCUCAUACUCGCCGAGUGUCGAGCAUAUCUCAGAUGAUAGAGCGAGCGCCGACGCCAACACCAUCAGUAACUCGAUUAGCUUCAGUAGCACCAAGCCAGUCUGAUCUUAUGAGGAAGGCUUCGGUGAGCAGCAAUCUUAUGAGGAAGGCUUCGGUAAACAGCAAUCGGGGGGCACAAUCGUGGACGUCAAUUUUUAGAAGGGGCACAAAGUCCAAACACAGUCAUACACCAUCAUCCUUCUCCAAUACAUCGCGAGACUCGGUACAGAACGGUCAAGUUCCGCAAAUGGGAUACACACCCAUCAGGAUAGUAUCCAAUGCUCCCAAACGGACAAUGUCGAAAUUUCGGGAAGAUCUUCCGGAAUUCCCAAUGUCACCGCCAGAGUCUAGGGUACAAUCUCCUGAGGCUGAUGUUGUUCCACCCAUACGGGAGGAGUAUCUUGACAAGAAAUCCGGCCCCCGAGAGUCAAUCGAUGAGCCUCAUGUGCGGUACGAUACCCCUACAAGCGGGUAUAGGUCUCUUGAUACUGGACGGUUACGUGAUGACCGAUCGAUCGAUGCCCCUUCGCCAGAGCCAGUGGCGGUCUUAUCACAAUCGCUUGCAUCUAUUGAUUCAGAAGGCUCGUGGCUUUCGGGCCGGCAUAACUCAACAAAACGAGGAGGAUCUAUACGACUACCCUCUCAUCCGCUGCGUGAUAGUGUCAGCUCUUUACACAAAAGAUACAUGGGAUAUUCGGAGUCUGCCGAGGAGCUUGGUAUUGUCGAAGAUGAGUACUUCAGUCGUCUAACGCCUGGGCCUGAAAGUCAAUAUAGAAUCAAGAGGCAAUCAAUGGGGAAUCCCAUGCCAUCAAGCGAUGAGGAGGAUGGUAGCAGUCUUGCAAGUCCAGUCUCGCCUGAGAAGACGAAAUGGGGUGCGGUAGCAAGACACCCCACCGUGGUCCAUCGCGAGCCUCGAAUCCGAUCCAGGGAAGGAUUACUCAAUGAUUUUGAGGCGACGAGUGUUAAUCUGAGCGAGAAGCAUGCGAGGCAUAUCAGUGCAGGCAGCGCGAGGCUUUUAGAAUUGAAGGCAAAAGCUUCAGGAGACGGAACUCGACCAAGUUUUAGCUCGGACAGGGCAUGA